Molecule: messenger RNA, 957 nt
Organism: Mollisia scopiformis
Lineage: Eukaryota; Fungi; Ascomycota; Leotiomycetes; Helotiales; Mollisiaceae
Product: steroid alpha reductase-like protein
Exons: 3
Coding region: 1-957 (318 amino acids)
Biological process (GO): very long-chain fatty acid biosynthetic process
Molecular function (GO): oxidoreductase activity, acting on the CH-CH group of donors
Source: RefSeq, a predicted model, not a curated record
AUGGCUUCUCCAACGAGCCUCAAGAUCACUAAUCGAUCUGCGAAAAAGCCCAUCAAAAAGCUCCCCACCAGCAUUGAUGUCACUGACAAGACCACUGUUCAGGAUGUCAAGGUCCUAUUGGCAAAGCAGGCUGGAGGCAUGGACCCCGAACGGCUUGGUCUCUUCGACGCAGAGAAGAAGAAGCUCUUGAAGGACAGGAGAGCCAUCGUCAGUCAAUUGCAGGAUGUGAUGGCUGGAAAGGAAAUAUUGGUGAAGGAUCUUGGACCUCAAAUAACAUGGACGACCGUCUUUAUUAUCGAAUACCUUGGUCCUAUCCUCAUCCACCUUAUCACCCCUCUUCUCUUGCGACCCUAUAUUUAUUCCUCCGCACCUCCUCUCACCACUUCGCAAUACCUAUCUAUGGCAAUGGUUAUACUACACUUCCUCAAGCGCGAGUACGAGACACUAUUCGUGCAUAGGUUCUCCUUAGCAACAAUGCCAGCUUUCAAUAUUUUCAAGAACUCGGCACACUACUGGGUUUUGUCUGGAUUUAAUAUCGCAUACUGGGUUUAUGCUCCGAACUCCUAUACCACUCUCGAAGGCUCCAUCAUAAAUUAUAUCAAUGCUGCAGGGCUUGUGCUGUUCGUCUUCGGGGAGCUCAGCAACCUUCAUACACACAAAACGUUGUCUAAUCUGCGAAGUCCUGGAGGCACUGAACGUGGCAUUCCCAAAGGAUACGGAUUUGGACUUGUCACCUGCCCUAAUUACCUGUUUGAGCUCAUUGCAUGGGCUGGCAUCACUCUUGUGACUAAGAGCGCCAGUACUGCUCUCUUUGAUGUUGUUGCAUGGUGGCAGAUGAACCAAUGGGCGAUCAAGAAAGAGAGAGCUCUGCGGACGGAAUUUCCCGACAAGUACAAGAAGAAAAAGUAUGUGUUACUUCCCAGUCCUGGGGCGGUGAUCAAGUACAUUACUGGUUGA